This is a messenger RNA of Nannospalax galili (Upper Galilee mountains blind mole rat), 3390 nucleotides long. RefSeq lists its product as uncharacterized. The annotation marks the transcript as partial. Lineage: Eukaryota; Metazoa; Chordata; Mammalia; Rodentia; Spalacidae. The transcript has 3 exons. Gene Ontology annotation, molecular function: RNA-DNA hybrid ribonuclease activity; nucleic acid binding. Gene Ontology annotation, biological process: DNA integration. The record is from RefSeq and is a predicted model, not a curated record.
ACUGGAGGAAAGACAUAUAGGUGGACCACAGAAAGAAGAGUGGACCUCAGUACAGGACAGGUCUCCCACUCAUUCUUACUGGUCCCAGACUGUCCAUAUCCCCUCCUUGGGGGAGACUUACUCUCCAAUUUUGGAGCCCACAUCCACUUCACCAGAAAAGGAGCCACUGUACAAGGAAAAGAUGGAGCUCCACUACAGGUAUUAACUCUGCGACUGGAAGAUGAACAUCGGUUAUAUGAGGGACCGAUAGCAGAAACUCCUGGUAUAUCCGAUUGGCUAAAUAAGAUUCCUUUAGCAUGGGCUGAGACAGGAGGCCCAGGACUGGCAUGCAAUCAGCCUCCAAUAGUGUUCACACUAAAACCAUCUGCAGCUCCGGUUUCAAUCAGACAAUACUCUAUGAGCAAAGAGAACCGAGAAGGUAUCAGACCUCAUAUUCAGAGACUUUCACAAGUAGGCAUACUUUGCCCCUGCCAGUCCCCUUGGAACACCCCACUGCUCCCCGUAAAGAAGCCAAGAACAAAUGACUACCGACCAGUCCAAGACUAAAGAGAAGUCAAUCGAAGGAUAGAGGAUAUACAUCCCACUGUUGCAAAUCCUUACAAUCUCCUGAGUACCUUGCCUCCCAGUCACAGGUAGUAUACUGUUCUUGACCUGAAGGAUGCAUUUUUCUGCCUAAGAUUAAGCCCGGGUAGCCAGCCCAUUUUCGCUUUUAAAUAAAAGGACACUGAAGCUGGAAUAUCGGGGCAACUAACCUGGACACGACUUCCCCAAGGGUUCAAGAAUUCCCCUACUCUGUUUGAUGAAGCUCUACACCGUGAUCUGGCUGACUUUCUGGUAAGAAACCCACAGAUUAUGCUUCUUCAUUAUGUGGAUGACCUCCUCUUAGCAGCUGAAACAGAAGUUGGCUGUCUUCAAGGUGCGGAGGCUCUCCUACUGAGACUGGGGGAACUUGGAUACCGGGCCUCAGCAAAGAAAGCCCAGAUCUGCCUACAGCAGGUGAACUAUUUGGGCUAUAGGUUGGAGGGGGGGCAAUGUUGGCUGACAGAAAUCAGAAAACAGACAGUAGCCUCUAUCCCCCCACCAACCUCAGCCAGAAGACUCAGAGAGUUCUUGGGAAGCACAGGAUUCUGUAGAUUAUGGAUACCAGGUUUCGCUGAAAUAGCGGCUCCUCUAUAUCCUUUGACAAAGAAUGGGACUCCUUUCGUCUGGACUGAACACCAGAGAGCCUUUGACAAAAUAAAAAGAGCACUGCUGACGGCUUCAGCUCUGGGAUUGCCAGACUUGACAAAACCUUUCAUCUUAUAUAUAGAUGAAAAUAAAGGGAUGGCAAAAGGAGUCCUUACUCAGACUUUGGGACCCUGGAAAAGGCCAGUAGCCUAUCUCUCAAAGAAACUGGAAAAUGUGGCCGCUGGCUGGCGCCCAUGUUUGAGAAUCAUGGUGGCAAUAGCCUCCCUAGUUAAAGACUCAGACAAACUUACUAUGGGUCAGCCCCUAACUGUCAUAACACCUCAUGCAGUGGAGUCCAUCAUUAGACAGCCUCCUGACAGAUGGUUGUCAAAUGCCAGGGUGACCCAUUAUCAGGCACUACUAUUAAAUCCAGAAAAGAUCAAGUUUGGUAGCCCUGCCACCCUAAACCCCUCCACGCUGCUACCAGCCACCGAGAAAGGCACUGAGAUUCCCCAUGACUGCCAGCAAAUACUUGCAGAGACACAUGGGCCCAGGGAAGACCUCACUGACCAGCCCUUAACAGAUGCAGAUGCCACUUGGUAUACGGAUGGGAACAGCUUUCUACGAGAUGGUGAGUGUAAGGUGGGGGCGGCGGUGGUCGAUGGGGAAAGGAUAAUCUGGGCCCAAGCCCUGCCGGCUGGAACAUCAGCUCAGCGAGCUGAAUUAGAAGCCCUAACUCGGGCCCUAAAAUUAGCAAAGGGCAAAAAGGUCAACAUUUACACCGAUAGCCACUACGCAUUUGCCACUGCCCAUAUACAUGGGGAAAUUUACCAGAGGCGGGGACUCCUCACCUCGGCUGGUAAGGACAUCAAAAACAAAAAAGCAAUAGUGGCCCUUCUACAAGCCUUAUACUUGCCAAAACAGGUCAGCAUAAUUCAUUGCCCUGGACAUCAACGAGACCAGGGGCCAAUUGCUUGAGGCAAUCGGAUGGUGGAUGAAACUGCCCGUCAGGCAGCAGAAGGUACAUACAUUCUUUACACACAUGCAGACCUUAAGGCUGAGAUGAAGAAACAGGCAAAGAAAAGAUAUCAGAAUCGAACCAUACUGCCCCGGGAGGCAGCACUUGAGCUAAUCUCCCAACUCCACCAGUGGACACAUUUGGGACACAAGAAACUAAAAACACUAUUAGAAAGAGAAGAACAACAUUAUUACUUCCCAGACCUCAAUCAACUAGUUCAAAAGGUAGUGGGAGAUUGUGUCUCAUGUUCCCUGGUAAAUGCAACUAGGUCAAAGGUCCCAUCUGCCAAGAGAGAAAGAGGGACUCGACCAGGAACAAACAGGGAAGUAGAUUUUACUGAAGUACUUCCAGGAAAAUAUGGUUAUAAAUAUCUUUUAGUGUUCAUAGACACUUUUUCAGGGUGGGUUGAGGCCUUCCCCACCAGAAAGGAAACAGCCCAGACUGUGGUAAAAAAGCUGAUUGAAGAAAUCUUCCCUCAAUUUGGACUGCCCAAGGUAAUUGGGUCUGAUAAUGGCCCAGCCUUCAUCUCCCUGGUAAGUCAGGGAGUGGCCAAAGCAUCGGGGAUUAAUUGAAAAUUACAUUGUGCUUACAGACCCCAAAGUUCAGGACAGGUAGAAAGAAUGAACAGAACCAUUAAAGAGACCUUAACCAAAUUAGCUUUAGAGACUGGCACUAAAGACUGGGUACAGCUUCUACCUCUAGCCUUAUUUUGGGCUAGAAACACUCUUACUAUGCACGGCUUAACCCCCUAUGAAAUCCUUUUUGGAAGACCGCCUCCUGUCCUCAAUGUAACCUUGUCCCCCUUGCCCUCUUCUUUUGAUAACCCCAGCUUAAAAACAAGGUUCCAAGCCCUCCAGAUCAUCCAGAACCAGGUUUGGAAGCCCUUGGCUGCAGUCUACCAGCCUGGUAAUCUACAAACUCCUCAUUUCUAUCAAAUUGGAGAUCAGGUGUAUGUAAGAAUACACGACGUAAAGACCCUUGAACCACCAUGGAAAGGACCCUACACAGUUCUCCUGACUACACCAUCGGCCCUCAAAGUAGACGGGAUCUCGACUUCGAUCCACGUUUCCCAUGUCAAGAGAGCUCCGACCCAGGAGGACACUGGAAGAUGGCAUCUACACAAAACAUCCAACCCUCUAAAAAUAAGACUCUCCAGAAGACGAAAUAAAUCCUCAUGCUAUUGCAUCUACUGGUUAGAGGACUGA